Molecule: messenger RNA, 2202 nt
Organism: Larimichthys crocea (large yellow croaker)
Lineage: Eukaryota; Metazoa; Chordata; Actinopteri; Sciaenidae
Product: N-acetyllactosaminide alpha-1,3-galactosyltransferase-like
Exons: 7
Coding region: 606-1619 (337 amino acids)
Biological process (GO): carbohydrate metabolic process
Cellular component (GO): Golgi apparatus; membrane; vesicle
Molecular function (GO): hexosyltransferase activity
Source: RefSeq, a predicted model, not a curated record
GGUAUCAUUUUUUUUUUUUUUUUUAAUUUAUGAUUAGACUGUAACACCCACACUCCUCUCUUCAGAUGUGUUGCUGAGAUAUCUGAAUCCCUAGUCAGUCAAAGCAGUGAGAUAAACAUGUAUACACUCUUCCUUCUGUGUCUUUCUCGUCUAUAAGGGCACGUUUCAGCAGGAUCACAUGGGUGCGACUAUUUUGGGGCAUGCGGGCGAGGUGUGUUUACAGAAGAAACACACCUGUUUGCAGGUAGACUCCAUGGCAGAAGCCCAGCAGUGUUAAGCGCGUUUUAUCCGAGAGAGCAGAGAGCAGACAGAGAGAGAGCCACUCCCUGCGGACUGACGCUAUAUUAAUGGUUGGACACAGAAGGACCUUGCCGAGUCCGACACACUGGUUGUGUGAAACUCACGCAAGACCAUAUUUAGAUUAUCAUCAUGCGAAGAUUUUAGGACGUUACGGAUGUAAACCAGUGACAGCGACUCAGAGGCUGACGUAUAAUUGCCCAACAUCUGAAAGUUGCGUUUUCAUCGAUGACACUACAACUGCCUUUCCUUUCUUUGGCAAGACAAAGGAAUGAUCUGCUGAAAUUGGACACCAGCGUUCUCUGACAAUGGGAUACAAUCAGAAGAUCAAAAGUGUUUUGAAAUGCUUGCUUUGCAUUCCUGUUGCACUCUGUGCUGUCUACUUCUCACCACUCUCUUUCAGAUUUUUAACAGGCUUCAUACCUAUGAAAAAAUGUCACUUGGAAAGUGGAAAGAUGUUGUCUCUGGACAACAGUGUGGAUGCCAGCCUUGAUCUUGGGUCAAGAAGUGACGUGCAAACAUGCACAGACUGGAAAGCUCCCAUUAUCUGGGAUGGAAUGUUUGAUCCUGAUCUUUACGACAAAACACACCAGAGUGAAGGAUCCUCUGUGGCUCUGACAGUGUUUGCUGUGGGCCGGUACCUGGAUGCUUACCUCCUGACCUUCCUGAACUCAUCAGAGCAUCACUUUAUGUUGGGUUUGCCCGUCACAUAUUAUGUUUUUACGGACACGCCAGAGAAGGUGCCAGACAUUAAGCUUGGUCCACUGCGAAGCAUUAAGGUUAUCAAAGUCAAGAGGCACUCCAGGUGGCAGGAUAUCUCCAUGAUGCGAAUGAAGACGAUAGCAGAUGUCAUAGAGUCGGAUAUUCGUCACCACUGCACACACGUCUUCUGUUUUGAUGUGGACCAAGUGUUUACUGGGAGAUUUGGCUCUGAGGCUCUGGGGGAUUCUGUGGCUCUGCUCCACGCACACUACUACCACCUCCCAGAGAGAUUGUUUACCUACGACCGCAACCCAAAGUCCAAGGCGUACAUGGAAAGUGGAGAUUUCUAUUACCAUGCUGCUGUGUUUGGAGGCUCGUGGAACAGUGUAAAAGCGUUGACUGAAUCCUGCUAUCAUAGCAUCAUGGAGGAUAAAGAGAAUAACGUGGAGGCACUGUGGCACGAUGAAAGUCAUCUCAACAAGUACAUGUGGCUUCAAAAACCAAGCAGGGUACUCUCUCCAGAGUACUGCUGGGACACCAGCAUCGGAGACAGAAAUGACAUACGAGUUACCCGACUACUGUGGGCAACAAAGCACUAUGAUACACUCCGCACAGAUUAGCAUGUUUGAGUGCAUCACCUACCUUAAAACUCUCAGGUUGUCUUUCUCUGUGGCUCUUUUUGUCUCCACUGAUUUGCAUGGCUGAAAUGGGGAGUUUACUAACCGAGUGAGUUCACUCAGAAGAUUUUAAUUAACGUAAAUUUAUCCAAAUGCUGCCUUUGUUUGAUUGCCAAUGUAUACGAACAAUGUGCUCAAACAAAGUACUUUGAUCUAAGCUAAACACGUCUAAGUGUUCUGACAAGUAUCAUAUGGUAACGAUGCAACUUUCAUACUUUGUUUUUCAAGUCAUCUUAAAGAGGAAUAUUUUUUAUUGUGUUGUGUUUAUUGUUGUACGAAUUUCAAUGUUUUUGCUAAAUUUCAGAACUUUAUAUACAAAUUGUAACAAAUAUUUAUAUGAUUAUUGCAGGGACAUAAAUAAUGAAUUCCAAAGUAGUGGAAAUAUGGAUUGUUGACAUAAUGUAAAUAAGGAUGUAGUUACUGCAUAUCCAGCUGAGCCAGAUCAAUAGCAAAAGUUGAUUUUUCUGUUUAUUGAAUAUUGCAUAUUCUGUGAAAUGCAAUACAUAUUUAUAUUAAAUGGCUGUAA